AUGACAACUUCUACGGAUAAACUUCCAACAAUUUUAAUUGUUGGGGCUGGUUUAGGUGGACUUAAUCUUUAUCAAUCAAUUCGAAAAAAUCUUGGUCGGAAAUUUAAUGUAAAAAUAUUCGAACGUGAAACUAGUCCUGAAGACCGAUGGCAAGGUUACAACAUUUUCAUUAAUAAAAAAGGUGUUACUUCAUUAUUUUAUUGCACACCACCUGAAGUUCAAGCUCGCUUUCCUGAAGCAAUGCCGGAUCCAAUUUCUAAGGAACAACAUACUAUAGCGAUGAUUGACCAUUUUGGAAAACAAUUAUUUCAUAUACCACAACCAAAAUUUAAGAGUAUUUAUGAAAUAGAAUCUAUUAAAACUGAUUUUGCAGGUAUAAUUACAUAUCGGAAUAGAUUACGCGAUGUUUUAUUAGAAGGUGUUGAUAUUCAGUGGGGUAAAAAAUGUAUUGGAUAUGAAGAAAGUGAAGAUGGAGUUUGGGUAUUGUUUGAAGAUGGAACCAAAGAAUUUGGAGAUUUAUUAAUUGGAGCUGAUGGAAUUAAUUCGCCGAUUCGAAAACAAAAAGUUCCUAAUUUAGAAAUCUUUAAUCUUGGUGUAACUAGCAUCGACGUAGAUAUAGCAGUACCAAAACAUCUGGCCGACAAAUUUGCAGCUCUUUACUCAAAUGCAUUAAUGCAAAAAUCCCUUGGUCGAAAUGGAGAUAGUACGUUUUCAUUGAUGCGUCUUAUACCAAUCGAUCAAUCCGAUGAACCACUUGACGAUGAUAAUCCAGAAUCAGUUAUUAAACAUGCAAUUUUAAGAAUCAAACAAUUGCGUCCACCUUGUGAAUUAACGGAUCUAUUGAUUGAGUUAUUUUCGUUGGUUCCAUAUUCUGAUCCAGGGAAGAAGAAUCUGUUUCGAACGUAUAAUCCUCCACGACGUCGUCCACUUCGCGAUAUUGAUCCAUUAUCUGUCCCGCCAUGGAAAGAUGAUAGAAUCGUUUUGUUAGGUGAUGCAGCUCAUGCUAUGAAUCCAAUAUUAGGAUUAGGUGCAAAUAAUGCAUUACAAGAUGCCGAGCUGUUAACUAAAGAAUUACUUAAAUGCGAAAAUGAUGAUUUAAUCGAAUGCAUUCGACGAUACAAUAAGCAAAUGAGAGCUCGAGCAUCUAAAGACGUUCAGUCAUCUCGCACAACAGUGCUAAGACAAAAAACUCCGGUUGGAGAUUUUGGUUUAGUUUUUAGAUAUUGUAUUCUUAGGGUUAUUAACGCUAUUAUAAACAUUGUUUUUUUUGUUCAAACCCAUAUUUAA
Messenger RNA from Dentiscutata erythropus, 1287 nucleotides. The record is from the annotation of a GenBank genome assembly. Lineage: Eukaryota; Fungi; Glomeromycota; Glomeromycetes; Diversisporales; Gigasporaceae.